Messenger RNA from Histoplasma capsulatum G186AR, 3504 nucleotides. RefSeq lists its product as uncharacterized. Gene Ontology annotation, biological process: lipid metabolic process. Lineage: Eukaryota; Fungi; Ascomycota; Eurotiomycetes; Onygenales; Ajellomycetaceae. The coding region runs from base 1 to 3504 and encodes 1167 amino acids. The transcript is spliced from 2 exons. The record is from RefSeq and is a predicted model, not a curated record.
AUGUCUGGAGUUGACUCCGAUGACAGGGAGGACGGGGACUGGGCAGGUGGUGAAAAUAUCCCCUUGUCAUCCGGCAGAACUCUUCUCCCCCGCCCGGUGGCUUCCCUCGUGUCGCUGUUUGCCCAGUCGACGUCAUUAUCUCUACGUGUUGGGACAUUCCUAGGCGGAUUUGCUCUCGACAGUGCGAGGACUACCACUCUCACAGGUCUGGAACUGAGCAGAGCUGUUGUUGAGAGUAUCCUGGUAAAGGCUGGCAAGGAUGUGGCCCUGCAAGGUACCGAGUAUGGGAGGAUGCAGGCCGAAUCGCUGCUGGAGCGCAGUCUGGCAACCUUACAUUCCACGAUAACCUCCGCCUCGUUCUUUGCUUCUGCCGGUUUUCACCUUUCCUCGAUGACGUUAAGUUCUUUUUCCGUGUUCUCCCAGAACCUCCUCUCCACACUGGAUGCUAUCCUCGGAUCUUCUGAAUCGUCCCGUGCUAUCGCCGCUAUUAUCACGCUUAUUAUAAGAGAAUACCGCAGCGAAGCGAACAAGUAUGGCGGGCAGAAAGCAAGCGUAGCUGAUCUGUUGGUGGGCUCCACCGGUUUUGCCUUGCUACAACGGUGGGGUCGAAGAGCAACAGAGAGAGAAAUACGAGAAAAAGGCAAGGAAGAGACCGUUUGGGAUGUGGUAAUCCUCGACAACGGAUUGAGAGCGGAUGUUGUAGGAACCCAACAAACCGAAUAUCCAGAGGAUAUUGAAACCAGACCGGCGCAUGCCUCUUCCCGGGCGUCGUCUUUUAUAUUUCCAGAUGAGUCUGACGGUACUGAUAUCUUAAGAUCGAUGGAACAUGACACAUCUGGACGGAACACUCUGGGCACUCUCUUGCCCCAUGUUUCUCUCCCUGCUGAUCACCAGUAUGAGCUUUCUGAUGAAGAGAUCCGAGUAUAUAUCAUGAACCAGUUACCAGAUGACACCAGAGCUUCAAUAAGGACAGACACCGUCACAUCCAGAACUAUAACAGUUGACUUCUAUGACAACGACGUUGUGGAUCUGUCUCCGCCGCCUGGGGCUAAAAUGAUAGUGGAAAGCUUUCACCACCUUCAGGAUGCGGAUUCAAGCGAUGCUUCAAGGGGUUUUGUAAGCCAUCCGCCGAAGCAUACUGUUGUAUUUCGAACUUCUUCAAACCAUUCUGAAAGUGCGGAGCUACGCAAACAAGAGUUCAGCAAUGUACUAUCCACUGUCGAUUGCAAUUCAGUCUCCUUGCCUCGUUCUUCAGACAAGCGAAAAUCGAUAAGCGAUGUAAUACCGGCCUCGGACCCAUCUGCUAUUAAUACGGGGACCAUGCAGGAUUCCCACCCGGGAAAUACCAAUAACCCUUCGUUCGCACAUGGCCCAGGUCUACAACCAUCGAUAACUGAUUCAGGAUCGCAGAAAGGUACUCUUAGAAAAAGAUCCCUCUCCAAAUUCUCCCACAAAGUCAUAUCUAACAUAGAAGAUAAAGUAACCCACAAAGAACCGCCUUUGAAGAAGAUGUUUACAGGCAUAGCCAACACAGCCCUACCGUCUUCACAAGACAAAGACGUGAACAAAUCCGACAAAGAAAAUAUCUCCUCUCGAAUCGUUUUGAAAAAUUCUUCACUAAAGAAACCUGUUGGUAAAUCGAAUAGUAGCGAAAAUACACUGCCCACUCCACCAAAAGCAAAACGCUUAGGUUUUACUGACAAAACUUUGCCCCGGCUACCAUCAAGACGCGAGCCUCCAAGCCAGAAGCGAACCUACAGUAGUAAUUCAGUCAAUUCGCAUUCGAACGGUAUUCAAACGAAAUCUCCUUCGAAAUCAAGUUAUAUCUCUGUUCAAGGGAAAAGAGUCGAGUCAUAUACCGCCCAAACCGACGCAUACUCCCUUUGUUCUAGGCAAUCCUGUCCCAGUUCUCCUGUAAAAUCAAGAAAUCAUGUCCGUAGCAGCAGCGCGCUCUCCAGGACUACGUCCGAGAAAGACCUGUCUAUUCUCGUUAACGACGAUGAUAACCUGCGGACUCCGGCAUCGCAUCGAAGAGGAUCCCUUAAAUCACUUGCACCUAGCACCUACUCCAUUGCCGAUGCGGGAUCUGAAACUUCCUUAGUUCUUGCCACACGACCUGCAAAAAGUGUGUACGAAGACCAAGCUACGAUUUUAGCGCUCCAACGCGAUGGCCGGGUUCCAGGAAUGUUUCCCGAUGACCACAUUGUGAAAAACAUACAGAGAUUUUCCCGUUUCUCGUCGGCGUCGUACGGUUCCAAUUUCCUCCGUGUAAUGGGUAUUGGGAACCUCAAACAGACGCGGCAGAAGGAUGAAUAUAUCAGCGAUGAUCAUCACGAACACUGCUCAUUUUCCAACUAUACUGGGCUUCCAGCAUCAACUAUCCUUCUUUCAUCAUUUGUCGACCCUGCAGGAGGGUCGAAUGCAGCUGGAGAAACCGCUGAAGGAUUCCCUUUGGUGCACUAUCUGUCCCUGGACCACGCCUCCAAAGCUGUUGUUUUGACGCUUAGAGGCACGUGGGGAUUUGAAGAUAUCUUGACGGAUAUGACCUGCGAUUAUGAUGAUCUCUAUUGGUUGGGAAGGACAUGGCAGGUCCACAAGGGGAUGCAUGCAUCAGCGAGGCGGCUCCUUGAAGGAGGUGGUGGGCGCGUUAUGGCGACAAUCAGAGCUGCGCUGGAAGAGUUUCCAGAAUACGGAGUCAUUUUCUGUGGCCACUCUUUAGGUGGUGGUGUCGCUUCGCUUCUAGCAACUAUGAUCUCGAAACCACUGGAUACAGACAAGUCGGGCCCUUCGUUCGUAACGGCAUCCAAACCCUCAUCCGGGAUGACCCUACUUCCAUCGCCUCAAGCGCGAUACAACGAGCGAAAAACUGGUCAACUCUUCCUCCCCUCCGGACGACCAAUACAUGUCUACGCCUUUGGUCCGCCUGCAGUAAUGAGUCCCGCACUCCGACUUGCUACAAGAGGCCUAAUCACAACCGUCGUCAACGGCCAAGAUAUCGUUCCCACCUUAUCCCUUGGAAUUCUCCUGGAUUUUCACGCCGUCGCUAUGGCCUUCAAAAGUGAUAUGUCCGAUGCCAAAGCGCAUGUCCGCUCACGUGUCUGGGAAAGCAUUACCGCCACAGUCGUGAACAAAUUCUACAUAAAUAGACCCCCGCUCCUCGUCCACGCGGGUGACAGAGCUGGUGAAGAUUCCUGGGCGUGGACUACGCUGAAAUCGCUACGUGAGAACUUAGUAGCACCCAAGCUACUCCCGCCUGGCGAAGUGUUUGUCGUGGAGACGAUGCGUGUUUUGCAUCGUGAUGCAUUCACAUUCGACUCCUUCAGUGGUGCUGAUGGAUCAGCGCGCCUAGGUCGACCUGCAACCCGUGUGCAGCUUAAAUUCAUCCGGGAUGUAGAAACGCGGUUCGGCGAGGUCAGAUUCGGGUCUGGGAUGUUGGGUGAUCACAGUCCUGCCAGGUAUGAGGCCAGUCUGGCCGUGUUGGCAAGGGGGGUUCUAGAGGACUGA